GUUGAUGUAAAAGAUAACCUUGCAAAUACUCCACUUCAUGGGGCUGCAACGAACGGACAUUGUGAUAUAGUAGAGCUGCUAAUCAACCAUGGCGCGGCUGUUGACUUACAAAAUAGAGGAUUGGAUACUGCACUUCACUUGGCUGCAGAGAAAGGUCACACAGAAGUAGUAGGCUUGCUAAUUCACUAUCAAGCUACCGUUGGUUCAAAAGAUAGCUUUCCAGAGUCUGCAUUACAUAAGGCUGCAGAGAAUGGACAUCAUGAAAUUGUAGACUUGUUGAUCAACCAUGGCGUGGCUGUUGACGCACAAAAU
Umbelopsis ramanniana AG is the source of this 312-nucleotide messenger RNA. RefSeq lists its product as uncharacterized. The annotation marks the transcript as partial. The transcript has a single exon. The record is from RefSeq and is a predicted model, not a curated record. Gene Ontology annotation, molecular function: protein binding. Gene Ontology annotation, cellular component: cytoplasm. Lineage: Eukaryota; Fungi; Mucoromycota; Umbelopsidomycetes; Umbelopsidales; Umbelopsidaceae.